CAGCUGUGGGGCGGCCCCAUGCUGCUCAGGAACUUGUUUUCAUCCCCCCUCGCGCCAGCCAGCGCCAACUCUACAUCCUCCAACUGCCUCCUUCAUAACCGCCAUGAAGCCCAAAGGAGCUCCUCCACGGAGGCCGCGCCGCCGGGACGCUGAGGCGGGAGCCGCCCCGUACCGGCGACACGUGGAGCGCGCGGAGGCCGAGCAGCGGCCGCACCGACAGCCCAAGGGGGUCCGCUCGGCUUUUCGGGCCGACCGCUACCGGCCCCUCGAUGAGCAGGAAGUGAAGGAGGAGAAGAAGACCAGGGAGGAGAAGUACAAAAAAGUCCAGAAGAAUGUGGGCAAAGCGCUGAGGUCCACGUGGAAGUGCCUGAUGCUCGGCCUGUACCAUUUCGCUCUGGGCUAUUCCGCGCCCAUCACUGUGGUCGCCACCUUUGUGCCGGACUUCAGCCCUGCGAGGAACAGAACCGGAACAAACCAGAAUAAAUGAAGUGAAACCAUGAUGAAAAUGUUUUGAAUCGAGUCGCACCUUUUGGCCUAUCGCUGGUGGGCCUGAAAUGUAUCCCCCGCCAUAAACGGGGCUUCAUUGUCGUUUGCAAGGACUCGUAUUCAUUGUCCACAGUCGCAGCAUGUUUGUUUCCCUGCCUUGUAACUGCAAAUUUUCCUUGUAAUAUUAUGACUUUAUUUUCAUAAAAUGAUUACUUUUUCUUCACAGAAUUACAACAUUAUUGGAAUAUUAUGACUUUAAUAUCAUAUUGUAAUGAUUUUAUUUUUUAUAAAAUGAAUUCUUUCCUGCAUAUACAACCCCAAUUCCAAUGAAGUUGGGACAUUGUGUUCGACAUAAAUAAUAACACAAAUAAAAUUGUGGACGCCGUCGUGUCCUCCGGGCCAAAGAGGAAAAGAACCAUCCGGACCGUUAUGGACGCAAAGUUCAAAAGCCGGCAUCUGUGACGGUAUGGGGCUGUGUUAGUGCCAAUGGCAUGGGUAACUUACACAUCUGUGAAGGCACCAUUCAUGCUGAAAGGUACAUACAGGUUUUGGAGAAACAUACGCUGCCAUCCAAGCAACCUCUUUUUCAUGGACGCCCCUGCUUAUUUCAGCAAGACGAUGCCAAACCACAUUCUUGCACGUGUUACAACAGCGUGGCUUCGUCGUAAAAGAGUGCGGGUACUGGACUGGCCUGCCUGCAGUCCAGACCCGUCUCCCGUUGAAAACGUGUGGCGCAUGAUGAAGCGUAAAAUACGACAACGGAAACCCCGGACUGUUGAACGGCUGAAGCUGUACGUCGAGCGAGAAUGGGAAAGAAUUCCACCUACAAAGCUUCAACAAUUCGUGUCCUCAGUUCCCAAACGUUUAUUGAAUGUUGUUCAAAGAAAAGGUGAUGUAACACAGCGGUAAACAGGACCUUGUCCCAGUUUUUUUUGGACUGUGUUGCAGCCAUCAAAUUAUAAAUUCAUGAUUAUUUGCUAAAAACAAAGUUGAUCAGUUUGAACAUGAAAUAUCUUGUAUUUGUAGUGUAUUCAAUUCAAUAUAGGUUGAACAUGAUUUGCAAAUCAUUGUAUUCUGAUUUAUUUGUUUAACACAACGUCCCAACUUCAUUGGAAUUGGGAUUGUACAUUUAUCAUUAUGAUGAUUAUUGUUAUUAUUGCUAUCAUUAUAAUAAUUAUUAUUAUUAUUAUG
Phycodurus eques (leafy seadragon) is the source of this 1677-nucleotide messenger RNA. Its product is annotated as required for drug-induced death protein 1-like. NCBI's taxonomy places the organism in Eukaryota, Metazoa, Chordata, Actinopteri, Syngnathiformes, Syngnathidae. The coding region runs from base 104 to 487 and encodes 127 amino acids. The transcript is spliced from 2 exons. The record is from RefSeq and is a predicted model, not a curated record.